CAUUUCAAAGAGCCCCAAAAUUCAAAUCUCCCAUCUUCCCUCUCUCUCUCUCUCUCUUCUCUGGUGAGCAGCAGCAAGCAGCAGCAGCAGCAAUGGAGGAGGCGUCGCUCUCUCUGAAGCUCCACAUCACCAAAGGCCCUCGCGAGGGAGAAACCCUAGAAUACCCCCCGGGAUCUACGGUCCGGAUCGGCCGCGUCGUCCGCGGCAACAACCUCCCCGUCAAGGACGCCGGCAUCUCCUCCAAGCACCUCUCCAUCGAGUCCCGGCCACCCCCCGGCGGCGGCGGCGGCGGCGGCGGCGGCUGGUUCCUCACCGACCUCGGGUCCUCCAACGGCACCGUCGUGAACGAGUCCGCCAGGCUCGCUCCCCACGAGCCCCGCGCGCUCCGCGACGGCGACUCGAUCAAAAUCGGUGAGUACACUGCCUUUCUCGUGAGGAUAGAGGGCUGCGGCGGGGCCGCCGAGUCGAGGUUGCGUAGGAACCCUAGGCGGAGAGCCAACGAGAGGAAUUCGGAGAAGAAGGCGGCCGGAGCGGCCGUGGAGGGCCGGGCGGGUAGUGUUAGGGUUCCGAAGGGGAGGGGUGGGAAGACUCGAUUGCCAGAAGCUGGGGGUGGUGCGGCAGCUCCGCCUGUGAAGAGUGAAUUGGUGGAGGCAAGUGCAGUGCGAGGGUUUGAGAGCGAGGCGUGUAUUGUGGAGUUGCGAGAUGCGGCUACGGCGAGGGGGAAUUCGGGGAUCUCGCGAGUGAGUCCGAGGAGGACUAGGAGGAGAAAGAAGGAAGUGGAGAUUGUGGCUGCUGGUGCCGUAGCUGAGAAGGGUCUGGAGGAUGUGGGGUUGGAAUGCAGAGAAACGGAAAAGGAUGAAGGUAAAGAGAGGAAGGCGAGACCGAGAAGGACGAGGCAAGCAAAGGGAAGGAAUCAAAUUGGUGAUUCAGAGAGGUUGGAUCCCGCGGAAGAGGCACAAGAUGAUGUCGUGGGAAAUGAAGAUGAUAUAGGUCUGCUCAAUACAGAGUUGGUCCAUGGAAAUGAUGAAAGGGAAGUGUUUGUGGGUCGGAGUAGGGACAUUGAAGAGGUGGAUAAGGGCGAAGUUUUGGGGGAGAGUAGGAUGUCGGCCCCGGCAGAUCAAGUUUCUGGUGAGGACGGUCGAGGUGUAAGGAGUAUAAAGGUGGAGAUUGAAGAUGACGGUGGUCUUGAGGCUGGGGCUGGUAACGAGGUAAGAAGUGGGAUCGGCUUUGGUUUGAAGGAGACUACGGGGAAGAGCGGCCAGUUCCCAGAUUUCUCAAAGAUGAGUCUCAGGGAAUGGUUUGAUUAUAUGGAGGUUUAUUUGCCGAAGCAGAUAACUGAUGAGACAGAGAAGCUGAUUGCGGAGAUGAGGACGAAAGCUCAACGCGUAAGGGAGUAUGUUGCUGAGCAGAAGAAGCAGAAGGGAAAAGCCGUUUUAUAGACAGUGGAACAUUCAAAGUAGUAUGCCAAAUAACAAUCCGGUUGGUCCGUUCAUUUGAGCUGAAGAUUACUCGGGAAACUGGUGAAUUGUGCAUGCUAAGCUAACCGGAGACUGCAGGUGGAUUAGCUGGGGAACUCUAAUGCCGGUUUCGCAGGAUGAGAUAGCAGCAAACUGUAAGACUUGCAAAACGUCUCCAAGGACCAAAGCUGUAUCUGAUAAGUGUGACGUGCAUCGAUGACGGGGCAACUUUAGCGGGAGUAGACAAGAUGAGAUGCAAGGAGAAGGAGAGAGGAGGAAAGAGAACAUACAUGGCCGUUCUCAGCAUUGCUCCAAUUUUCUCGGAUGUCUCUGAAGAGACGAAAUUUAUGGUUCUUCUGAUAAAAUUAAAAGCGGUUAAGAGGAGGCAUUGUGCCUGGUUAGGCACGACAGAAGCUUAGAAAAUACAAGUACGAAUUGUUGUAGUCUCUAUAUUUGAUAAGCAGCUGAAGAGAGAAGAGAAUAUAUCAAUGUUGGAAUACAUUCGUACCUUGCAUCCAA
Messenger RNA from Syzygium oleosum, 1976 nucleotides. Its product is annotated as FHA domain-containing protein At4g14490. The record is from RefSeq and is a predicted model, not a curated record. The transcript has a single exon. The coding region runs from base 93 to 1439 and encodes 448 amino acids. Gene Ontology annotation, molecular function: mRNA binding; protein binding. Lineage: Eukaryota; Viridiplantae; Streptophyta; Magnoliopsida; Myrtales; Myrtaceae.